GCCAUAACAGCUAGCAGCGGUAGCCAGUAGUUGAGUUGUAUCUACCAGCAGCCGUAGCAAUAGCUGGAAAAGUCGCGCUCCGUCCACACACCAAUGACAGGAACACUAAACGUAAAAAUAUGCGCAAGGUUAUGUAUUGAUAAUUGGCUGCUUUUUCUCAUCGUUAUCGCCAACGCUGCGUGAAGGUAUCUGUGAUUUUGAAAAGCGCAGCAACUGAACUCGGAUAUGGAUCCUGAACGGCAGAAACGAAGAGAGGAGAUUCAGAAGGCCAUGAGCUUUAUCCAGUCUUCAUUGCCUUUCCCAGAGCCAGAGAGUUAUGAGGCAUUUCUCACUCAGUUGGUGUGUAACUUGCUGGAUGAAGGGAAUUCUUGUUUUCGGGAUGGAGACUGGCAUCAAGCGACCCAGCAGUAUGGAGAGGGGAUCAGUGUUGCUCGCUACGCCCAGGCUGAGGCUCUCGUCAUCCCCCAUGAGCUGCUCGAGAGCCUCUACGUCAACAGGGCUGCUGCCUACUACCAGAUGAGGGAGUACGAUCGCGGCGUUCAGGACUGUGAUAGCGCACUGUGUGUGUCAGAAGGAAGUCGCAGGGCUCUGUACCGCAAAGCGCUCUGUCUGAGGGAGAUGGGACAACUCAGAGAGGCUUACACAUGUGGAACCAAAUGUCUCCUCACAGCACCAAAUGACAGACAGGUGAGUGAUCUGGCUCAGGAUCUAGCCAACAAACUGGGACUAAAGGGUCGUAAGGCCUACGUCAGCCCACAAACGGAGUCUACGGCCACUGAAGGUGACAGUCAUGGAGAGACUUCCACACCCACUGGAGAGAUGUCCUCCAAUGGAAUUGAAUCUCUGGGUGACAUUGCACCAGCAGACAUCUCCAGCGCACAGUGCAUCCCCGCUCCUUUGGCUACUCCUAUUCCAGUCAGCGAUGACCCAACGACCACUGUGGUAACCUCGUGCACUGACCUCUCAGAGAGCCCCAGCAGCCAGGUGCCUCCCAUGCAGUACUCGGUCCCGGUGUCAGAGCACAUGGAUGAAUGCAGCAGUAGUGUCAUUAAGGAUGAGCUAGACAGCUUGUUAGAAUCCAUCCCCAAGAAAGUCAGUGAGACUCCAGUGGGUGCUAUUCCCACAAACCUGCCCAACACAGCAGUUGGUCUCCGGCCUCCUUACUCACCCAGCCUUCCAGCCCCCUCAGCCCAGCUUUCCCAAGCCUUUUUUAGCUCCUCGAUCAGCGACAUGCCUCCUCUGGAAUCUUACUCGUCGCUGCGGGACCAGGGCUCCACCCAGGCGCAGGACGCACUGGGAGGCUUUUCCACGACGUCUAUGGAAGGAGAAGGGAAGGCAGGAGUCGCCGCUGGUGGACUCGACUCAUUGUCAGAGUACACUCUCCCUGGGGGACGAGUGUGUCACAGCUUCAUUCCUGGAAUGCGCAACCACAGUGCACAUGCAAAUGGUCCAGCAGGAACCAACCUGUCUCUGCUCUCCAGGAAUCCUCUGGCUGCCACACACGAGUUUCGGCAGGCCUGUCAUGCCUGUUACAGCAGAAUAGGUCCACGAGUGAUGGACUAUAAGUAUCAGCCAGAGGCAGCACAUCGCUGUAAAAGAGAUGUGCUGCUGUGUCGUCUCAAAAAUUCAGAAGACCCCACCUGGAAGAGGAUUCGGCCCCGGCCUGCACGGAACAAUUUCCUGGGGGCUUUUGUACUCUGUAAGGAGGUACAGGAGCGUCAGGAGUGCCAGUAUGGGGAGAACUGCACGUUUGCGUACUGCCAGGAAGAGAUCGAUGUGUGGACUCAGGAGAGGAAAGGCGCUCUGAGUCGAGAGCUGCUGUUUGAUCCUCUGGGCAGCACGGAGAGGCGGGCACUGAGUGUCACCAGACUUCUGCAGCUCCACAUGGGCAUGUUCAUGUUCCUCUGUGAGGAAUGCUUUGACAGUAAACCUCGCAUCAUCAGCAAACGCAGCAAAGAAAACUUGGCAGUCUGUUCAAAUCUCACAGCUCGACACCCGUUUGACGAUAACAAGUGCCUGGUGCAUGUGGUUAGGUCAGCCAAUGUGCGAUACAGUAAGGUGCGUCCUCUUCACCCUCUCUGCCAGUUUGAUAUUUGUCGGCAUGAGGUUCGCUAUGGCUGCCAGCGUGAGGACAGUUGCUCCUUUGCGCACUCUGUCAUAGAGCUCAAAUGCUGGGUUCUGCAGCAGGACACAGGUAUCACCCAUGAAGAGAUGGUGCAAGAGUCCAAGAGGCACUGGCAACGACUGGAGCAGAAUGCACAGAAGCAGCAGAAGCCCAUCCAUAUACCCCAUCCAAGCAGCAGUGUUCCUGUAGGAGGGCUUGGGGGAAUGGGUGGCGGUGGUGGAGUGGGAGUAGGAGAUUGCAUAGGUGGCAGUGGUGUGAGCCCAGUGGGUGGGUUAGGAGCAGGAAGAGGUCGCCCCCUCAACCUGAAAAUGAAGUUUGUGUGCGGCCAGUGCUGGAGAGAAGGUCAGGUCAACGAGCCGGACAAGAACCUCAAGUACUGUACUGCCAAGGCACGGCACAGCUGGACGAAAGAACGCCGCGUGUUGCUGGUAAAGUCAUUUGAGAAGAAGAAGUGGGUUGUUGUUCGGCCUCUUCCCUUCUCCCGCACCUAUCCACAGCAAUAUGACAUGUGCGUGCACGUGAUGAAGCAGAAGAAGUGCCACUAUAUUGGGAACUGCUCUUUUGCCCACAGUCUUGAGGAGAGGGACGUCUGGACGUACAUGAAAAACAACAGCUUGAGAGACAUGCAGCAGAUGUAUGAACUGUGGCUGCAGCUCACCAAUCAGAGCAGGCGCUCAGAUAACUCUGCUGUGACCCCGCCCCCAGAAGACAAGCAGGUCACCAUAACAGCAGAUUACACAGAAGCCAUGGGAGGCCGGCAGUUAUCGGACGGGGACGACCUUUAGGCGAAGCUGUGUUGAAUAGAAGCAGCCAAUCGCCGCCGAACUGCAUCAGAGAGAUGGGCAUGCCACACCAGCUACAACCGAACAGUCUGUCAUCUUACCAGUCUGACCUUCUCUAACAUCUCGACAGCAGCGAGAAAGCAAAUUGACAUGAAAAACAAUUGAACCCACCCUCACACAAACAUUUUACACACAAAUCACAGGAGCCAAUUCAAGCUUUGUAAAUACAGUGCGGGACAUAAGCCUUUUGUUUUCCCGUGCUGCAGUCAGAAUAUGACUCCUUUAGGUUCCCAGAAAUUCCAGAGACAACUUUUUUUGUUUUGACUAAAGUAAGUGUUCCCAAGUGUUUUCAUGCAGCAGCUCUGUCCACCAGAAUCCAUUGUUUUGGUUGUUUCUUUGUUUUUCCAAAUCCUUGUUGCACUGGAGCAGUUCUUGGGUGAGCGCGCUGGUCGCAGCUCUAACAUUUUUCUCACUGAUAGUUCAGAAACCCAGGAAAUGCUCGCCAUUCCAGCGGGCAAAUGCUCUCAGUGCUGUAAUGGCUAUCAAAAGUGAAGAAACUGUAAAGCAUUGGAGAAAGAGGCUCCUGGUGGACAUGCCUCGCUAAGCUCUGCAACAACCAAAUCCUGCUCUUCUUCCUUUGUGGGAAUAUAGUGAGAGGAUCAGAAUAAAUUCAAUUGAUUUCUGAGCAACAUUUUUGUUUUCCAAGGAGAGUUACACGGUUCCUUGUUCUAUUGUCUGCCAUAUUGGUAGAAGCUAUGAAUGUAAUGCCUGCAUGGGCCUUCAUAAAAAGAAGAUUAGUCAUGUAACAUGUUGCUGUGGUGGAAUGUAUGUAAGUUUAUUUCCCAAAAACGGUUUAAUUACAGUUCCCGCCCCUCUUUUAUAGAGAAAAGGCCCCUUAGUAGCUGGUUGUGUUAUCAUACCAACGAUUCCUGAGUGGGAUGAGCACAGACACAUUCUUACUUGGUAACCUUAUACCUGCUGCCCACAGAGAGUCAACUUGAAUGUCAUUUUCUCUCAGGCUGACAAAAGAGGGAGGUAAAAUUAUGCUUUCACAACAUAGUUGAUCAAACCGCUUGAUUAAAGUACACAAGGCUGAUGGCUAAGAUUUCUCGAGGCUAUAUUCAUCAUAAAAUACUGUACUGGCAUGCAGCUGACAGACGGGUGAAGCUGGUGUUGGAGAGCUAACGAGAAGUGACUGCAGCAUUUCACAAUCCCAGCUGGAGUUGCCCUUCUGUAAUGGAUCAGACUGAGGGUGGCUGUUUAAAAGUAAUGAUCUCACUUGGACUGAAGCAAAGUGAAAAUGUUGCCUGUGCUGAAUAUUUGAGUUGUAAGAAGGGAAAAAAUAGCUUUGUAGUUGUUCAAGAUGAAAGAAUGACAUCCAGAUGAAUAAUAACUUAAACAUAAAGAUAUAAUAAGGAUGAUUGAAACUAUAUUUUUCUAGUUUAAAGUUGUAUUGUUUGAGAAGAUUUGAAUGCAAAGGCAAGUGGGCAUUCCUUCAGUCCAGCUGAGUUCAUCACAAACCAGUUGCACUCCCACAUCCUUCAGAUGGAGACCGGUGUUCCUCAUACGAGUCCAAAUGUAUCUGUUCCCGAUAGCUAACGAUAGCCCGCCUGGGGGGAAACAUGCUAGCUUGAGACGGGGAAAGAAUUCACACCACAUAUUGUGCCUAUAAACAGCACCACAUGUGA
Molecule: messenger RNA, 4595 nt
Organism: Neolamprologus brichardi
Lineage: Eukaryota; Metazoa; Chordata; Actinopteri; Cichliformes; Cichlidae
Gene: zc3h7bb
Product: zinc finger CCCH-type containing 7Bb
Biological process (GO): miRNA processing
Molecular function (GO): protein binding; miRNA binding; metal ion binding
Source: RefSeq, a predicted model, not a curated record